Tigriopus californicus is the source of this 1349-nucleotide messenger RNA. RefSeq lists its product as uncharacterized. Bases 148 to 837 code for a protein of 229 amino acids. The record is from RefSeq and is a predicted model, not a curated record. Lineage: Eukaryota; Metazoa; Arthropoda; Copepoda; Harpacticoida; Harpacticidae. The transcript is spliced from 2 exons.
CACACCAACCUAUGGAAGUGGCGACCUUCAAGGUUAUGACGUCAGUCCGGGGACCUGCCAUGGUCUGUGCCUGAAUUACGUAAUACAAACCCAAUCCACGAUGGUUUGCGUUGCUCUUCCUUGAGAUCAUCUUGAUCGAGCGAAACCAUGAGUGAAAUGGUUGUGGAGGAUUUUCAAUAUUUAUUGGAUCGAGUGGCUCGACCGCGGGAGUUGUCUCCGGAUCACUUGAUCAAACUAUGUGAAGCUUUUAAAAUUGAGCGUCGUCCACGGGAAGACAUUCGAUCGCUGACUGAUUUGCUCCACACCUUGGAGAGCCGAUUGCUGCUCCAUCCAUCCGAGAGUUCCAAGACCAAUCUGCAUUCCUUCAAGAUCCUCGACCAGCAUCUACAACUUGGCAGCGAGUUCCACAGCCGAUGGCAAGUUCUUCAGACCAAUUUUGAAGCGGAGCGGAUCAGCGAACAAGAGGAGGAUGCCGCACCUUUUUACGAGCAGAAUCCUUUCGAACUCUCCGAGGAGUUCAUACGCGAGCUCUACUCGGGUCUCAAGAGGUCGAAUAUCAGAGUUGGCCCAUUUCUGCGAGAAAUCGGUCAUGAUUUGGGUCUGGAAAAACGCAAGCAGAUCGAGAUCAAGGAGUCGGAUCUAGAGGCCAUCAACACACCGUCGGGUGAACAAUUCCUGGCCAACGGUUUGGCGAUCAUUGCUCAGAAUUGGAAUCGAUCGGACCUAAAAUAUGAGUCGGAGCACACCCUUAAGGCCAGCAUCAUUCAUUUAUUAGCCUCAAACACAUUCCACGAGCCGCUGAAUCGGUUGAAAAAAACGCUCACCGACCUCCCUUAAUUAAAGCUUGGUUGCAUCAAGACGAAUAUAUAGAUACGUUUCUACAUCUACGCACAGACAUAAACACAGACACAAUCGUACGCAUGGCAUGUUCAAAGUGGGCAGUGCUCAGGGUAGUCCCUGGGGAGGGCCACGUAUAUCUUGAGAUGUUCCACUACUUCUUUGGCCAAUUGGGGCGUGGCCGCCGCCACGAUUCCUCGCGACAUCAUGUCGAAUUCCUUGCCCGAUGGAUCCAGCACAGCUCCUCCAGCCUCGGUCACAAUCAACGCACCUAUAAGCAACCAAAAUGCACUCGAAUCAAAGACUGUUGUUCCUAAUCAUGAGCACUUGUCCCAUUUGUCCUUGAACAAAAAACAAAUGAGAGAGGACAAUUCACCUGCCGCCAUGUCCCACACGUGGAUUGAAAAAUGGAAAAAGGCAUCCCCACUGCCCGCACCCACCCAAGCAAUGUCCAAAGCCGCAGGUCCUACGUGAAAAAAAUAUUUAAAAAAAUAUUAACUACUUGAUCGGUA